Molecule: messenger RNA, 6099 nt
Organism: Tupaia belangeri chinensis (Chinese tree shrew)
Lineage: Eukaryota; Metazoa; Chordata; Mammalia; Scandentia; Tupaiidae
Gene: RPTOR
Product: regulatory associated protein of MTOR complex 1
Exons: 34
Coding region: 278-4285 (1335 amino acids)
Biological process (GO): TORC1 signaling; regulation of autophagy; cellular response to starvation
Cellular component (GO): TORC1 complex; cytoplasm
Molecular function (GO): protein binding; protein-macromolecule adaptor activity
Source: RefSeq, a predicted model, not a curated record
GGACCUGGGGGCGAGUGUCCGUGCAGAGCCCCUUGGGCUGCCCCGUUUCCCCCCAGCUCUGCUCACCCGCUUGGACUUCCCGCGCAGAGUUAGAGUCAAGGCGCUCCGAAUUUUUGCCCGAGUGAGGGUCUCCGCACACUCCCCCAUCCUUUUUCAGUGCCGACUGCCCCCUUUCCUUUCUGCCCCUUAGUCCGCCAGUUCUGGUGCACAUUCGUUUUUAAGGCUGGAGGUUCUCGAGCGCUUGCUUCCAAGGACUCCCCCACCCCCUCCCCUCCUCAUGGAGUCCGAAAUGCUGCAGUCCCCCCUUCUGGGACUCGGGGAGGAAGAUGAGGCCGACCUUACAGACUGGAACCUGCCCUUGGCUUUUAUGAAAAAGAGGCACUGUGAGAAAAUUGAAGGCUCCAAAUCCUUAGCUCAGAGCUGGAGGAUGAAGGAUCGGAUGAAGACAGUCAGCGUGGCCUUGGUGCUGUGCCUGAACGUUGGUGUGGACCCUCCAGAUGUGGUGAAGACCACCCCCUGUGCGCGUCUGGAGUGCUGGAUUGAUCCUCUGUCCAUGGGUCCUCAGAAAGCUCUGGAAACCAUCGGGGCAAAUUUACAGAAGCAGUAUGAGAACUGGCAGCCACGGGCGCGGUACAAGCAGAGCCUCGAUCCGACCGUGGAUGAAGUCAAGAAACUCUGCACGUCUUUACGCCGGAACGCCAAGGAGGAGCGGGUCCUCUUCCACUACAACGGCCACGGGGUGCCCAGGCCCACGGUGAACGGGGAGGUCUGGGUCUUCAACAAGAACUACACGCAGUACAUCCCGCUGUCUGUCUACGACCUGCAGACUUGGAUGGGCAGCCCGUCGAUAUUCGUCUACGACUGCUCCAACGCCGGCCUCAUCGUCAAGUCCUUCAAGCAGUUUGCGUUGCAGCGGGAGCAGGCGCUGGAGGUGGCUGCGAUUAACCCAAACCACCCACUGGCCCAGAUGCCUCUGCCCCCGUCCAUGAAAAACUGCAUUCAGCUGGCAGCCUGCGAGGCCACCCAGCUCCUGCCCAUGAUCCCUGACCUGCCGGCUGACCUGUUCACAUCCUGCCUCACCACCCCCAUCAAAAUCGCCCUGCGCUGGUUUUGCAUGCAGAAAUGUGUGAGUCUGGUGCCUGGUGUCACACUGGAUUUGAUAGAAAAGAUCCCCGGGCGGCUGAAUGACAGGAGGACUCCGUUGGGUGAACUGAAUUGGAUCUUCACAGCCAUCACAGACACCAUCGCGUGGAACGUGCUGCCCCGCGAUCUCUUCCAGAAGCUCUUCAGACAGGACCUGUUGGUGGCCAGCUUGUUCCGAAACUUCCUGUUGGCGGAAAGGAUCAUGAGGUCGUACAACUGCACCCCCGUCAGCAGCCCGCGACUCCCGCCGACUUACAUGCACGCCAUGUGGCAAGCCUGGGACCUCGCCGUGGACAUCUGCCUCUCUCAGCUGCCCACCAUCAUCGAGGAAGGCACUGCAUUCCGGCACAGCCCGUUCUUCGCUGAGCAGCUGACCGCCUUCCAGGUGUGGCUCACGAUGGGCGUGGAGAACCGGAACCCCCCGGAGCAGCUGCCCAUUGUCUUACAGGUGCUGCUGAGCCAGGUGCACCGGCUGAGGGCUUUGGACCUGCUGGGAAGGUUUCUGGACCUGGGUCCCUGGGCAGUGAGCCUGGCCUUGUCUGUCGGCAUCUUCCCAUACGUGCUGAAGCUGCUCCAGAGCUCGGCCCGAGAGCUGCGGCCACUCCUGGUCUUCAUCUGGGCCAAGAUCCUGGCCGUGGACAGCUCCUGCCAAGCUGACCUCGUGAAGGACAACGGCCACAAGUACUUCCUCUCCGUCUUGGCAGACCCCUACAUGCCGGCUGAGCACAGGACCAUGACAGCUUUCAUUCUGGCUGUGAUUGUCAACAGCUACAACACACGGCAGGAAGCCUGCCUACAAGGCAACCUGAUCGCCAUCUGCCUGGAACAGCUCAGUGACCCCCACCCCUUGCUGCGUCAGUGGGUGGCCAUCUGCCUGGGCCGCAUCUGGCAGAACUUCGACUCCGCCAGGUGGUGCGGGGUGCGGGACAGUGCCCACGAGAAGCUCUACAGCCUCCUCUCCGACCCUGUUCCGGAGGUCCGCUGCGCGGCAGUCUUCGCCCUGGGCACGUUUGUGGGCAACUCUGCCGAGAGGACGGACCACUCCACCACCAUCGACCACAACGUGGCCAUGAUGCUGGCCCAGCUGGUCAGCGACGGGAGCCCCAUGGUGCGGAAGGAGCUGGUGGUGGCUCUGAGUCACCUCGUCGUCCAGUAUGAAAGCAAUUUCUGCACUGUGGCCCUGCAGUUCAUGGAGGAGGAAAAGAACUAUCCCCUGCCCUCUCCGGCCACCACAGAGGGCGGGAGUCUAACCCCAGUGCGGGACAGCCCCUGCACCCCCAGGCUCCGUUCCGUGAGCUCCUACAGCAACAUCCGCGCCGUCACCACAGCGAGGAGCCUCAACAAGUCUCUGCAGAAUCUGAGCCUGACGGAGGAAGCCGGCAGCUCGGUGGCGUUCUCCCCCGGAAACCUGAGCACCAGCAGCAGCGCCAGCAGCACCCUGGGCAGCCCCGAGAACGAGGAGUACAUCCUCUCCUUCGAGACCAUCGACAAGAUGCGCCGCGUCAGCUCCUACUCCUCCCUCAACUCCCUCAUAGGAGUUUCAUUUAAUAGUGUUUACACUCAAAUCUGGAGAGUAUUAUUGCAUCUGGCUGCUGAUCCCUACCCAGAUGUGUCUGAUUUGGCCAUGAAAGUACUCAAUAGCAUCGCCUACAAGGCCACGGUGAACGCCCGGCCACAGCGCAGCCUGGACACCUCGUCUCUCACCCAGUCGGCCCCGGCCAGCCCGACCAACAAGGGCGUGCACAUCCAGCAGGUGGGGGGCUCCCCCCCAGCGUCCAGCACCAGCAGCUCCAGCCUGACGGGAGACGGGACCAAGCAGCCGGCCAGCCGUGACCUGCCUACGGGCCGGCCAGGCACUGCGGGCCCCGUGGGGGCACAGUACACCCCGCACUCCCAUCAGUUCCCCCGGACACGCAAGAUGUUCGACAAGGGCCCAGACCAGACCGCGGACGACGCAGACGAUGCUGCUGGACACAAAAGCUUCAUCUCCGCCACCGUGCAGACAGGCUUCUGCGACUGGAGCGCCCGGUACUUCGCCCAGCCCGUCAUGAAGAUCCCGGAAGAGCACGACCUGGAGAGCCAGCUGCGGAAGGAGCGUGAGUGGCGGUUCCUGCGGAACACGCGUGUCAGGAAGCAGGCGCAGCAGCUCAUCCAGAAGGGCAUCACGAGGCUGGACGACCAGAUAUUUCUGAACAGGAACCCCGGCGUCCCCUCCGUGGUCAAAUUUCACCCCUUUACCCCGUGCAUAGCUGUGGCCGACAAGGACAGCAUCUGUCUCUGGGACUGGGAGAAGGGGGAGAAGCUGGACUACUUCCACAACGGGAACCCCCGCUACACCAGGGUCACCGCCAUGGAGUAUCUCAACGGCCAGGACUGCUCCCUUCUGCUGACGGCCACGGAUGAUGGAGCCAUCAGGGUCUGGAAGAACUUUGCCGAUUUGGAGAAGAACCCGGAGAUGGUGACGGCCUGGCAGGGGCUCUCAGACAUGCUGCCAACGACCCGAGGAGCCGGCAUGGUCGUGGACUGGGACCAAGAGACCGGCCUCCUCGUGAGCUCAGGGGACGUGCGGAUUGUCCGGAUCUGGGACACAGACCGUGAGAUGAAGGUGCAGGACAUCCCCACAGGGGCCGACAGCUGCGUGACGAGUCUUUCCUGCGACUCCCACCGCUCACUCAUCGUGGCCGGCCUCGGCGACGGCUCCAUCCGCGUCUACGACCGGAGGAUGGCACUCAGCGAAUGCCGCGUGAUGACCUACCGCGAGCACGCGGCCUGGGUGGUGAAGGCCUACCUCCAGAAGCGCCCCGAAGGCCACAUCGUGAGUGUGAGUGUCAAUGGGGACGUGCGCUUCUUCGACCCGCGGAUGCCCGAGUCGGUGAACGCCCUCCAGAUAGUGAAGGGGCUGACGGCCCUGGACAUCCACCCCCAGGCACACCUGAUCGCCUGCGGCUCCAUGAACCAGUUCACCGCGGUCUACAAUGGGAACGGGGAGCUGAUCAACAACAUCAAGUACUAUGACGGCUUCAUGGGCCAGCGCGUCGGGGCCAUCAGCUGCCUGGCCUUCCACCCGCACUGGCCCCACCUGGCGGUGGGAAGCAACGACUACUACAUCUCCGUGUACUCGGUGGAGAAGCGCGUCAGAUAGCGGCUGGGCGCCGGCCGCCCAUGUACAUAGCCCACCACUCCCUGCUCGCGUGUGCCGUGGGCCUGCUGCUCCACACCGUGCCGGGCUCCAGGCCCCGGGCCGGGCCCCUCGCCGCUUUCUUCUUCCUGUCUUCGCUGUAGUGUCUAGAAAGCCCAGGGAAGGGCUGGGGUCUGAUAGUCACUGCUCGCUGGGAACCUGCCCGGGCCCGAGGACUCGGCACAGCCCACUGGUUCUGCUCUCCUGAGACUCGCCAGUGGGGAGACCCCGGUCUCGUUGCCACUGACCGGACAGAGUUCGAAGACGGAGCUCCAGAGCGACUUGCCUGCUGCCCCAUCUAGCCAAGGGCAAGCACGGAGAGGCUGCCCCAGCCUGGCACUGGCCUCUACGGGGUGCACAGGUAGUGGGGGACGUUUCUGAGCAGGUGUGAAGAGGCUGGAGACUCAAGGCCAUGGGAGGGGCACAGAGGUCCCCUCCAGCCAGCAGGCUUGGGAGGACCCCAGGGCCAGGCACUUCCCUUGGCCAGCCGGUCCUGGUGCCCAGGGCACAUCAUGGCCGUGUCAUAGAAGAGGGCCCACCCUCCUGCCUUCACGCCCACCCCGCACAGUCUCAACCCUUGCCAGGAGCCUGCCGGCAAGACAGGUUCCAAGGCUCCAGGAGACGAGGCUUGCCCUGAGCACUGUGGCCGUGGCUGUCAGCUGUGCUCCGAGCCCUCCAAACUGCUGCUCUUCCCCCGAAGGCACAGGGGCUGCAGCCCAGGCCCGCACACGGGUGCACACACAUGCAGGCACGUGUCCCCUGCCCGCUGGCCCCGAGGGGUCCAUGGGUAAACGACAGGACCUCCAGCUCCGAAUUGCACACGCUGGUGUGACCGGAGCUCGCAUGUGUGUGCAUCCUGUGGGAGAGCCCUUGGUGGCUGCUUUGGUGUGUCAGGGCAGUCUGAGCGUGUGUGUGCAAGUGUGCAUGCAAGACGGUCACCCCAGGAGGCCCACAGAGGACAUGCGAGAGAGGCAAGCAGGACACAGCUACAUGACAGCGUUUGAGAAGCACGUUCUUCCGUUCUUGGUAGUCAGGGCAAUUCGGGUGGAGGGUCGCUAGCCCACUGCCGUGGAGCCGCGGGGCGGGAGCUGGUCAACAGAGGAGCCGCCCUGUGUGGGCACAGUCCCGGGCCAGGCCUGUCUUCCAGGCUGUGGAGCCCUGCUAAGCAGCGGUUCCCCAGAAACACCCUGGUCAUAGUGGACUGGCCUGGACAUGGGGUUGGACGGGACUGGACAGGGGAGGUGACCCUCCUGCUGGCCACCAGAAAGUUCCAGUCAAUCCCGUCUUCAUGUCCUAGGCGAGCAAGAAGCUUGGGGUCAGGACAACCAUAGAAAGUCCUGCCUCCCUGGGAGUGAGUCCUGCAGGUGCUCCAGGUGGUAAGACACCGGAACCUUCCAGAAUGCAGGCUCUACCCAGACACAGCUUCUGAGCCAGCAGCGUGGACACGCUCUAGUCCAGUGUGCACUCCCGUUUGGGUUGAGACAAGACAAGCCCGCGCCUGGCAAAACGCCCCAGGCUCGGUGGGGGAGCGAGGUCCUCCCACCACCUGUGGCAUGUGGCAGGUGCCACAGGCCACCUGACCGGCCGUGUCCUCACAGGUUUGACGCGAAAACUCAAUCAUGAUGUUAAGUGAGCUCGAGAGAGCGCCGACCUAAAGGUUCAUAUAUCUCUAUUUAUUUACCAAAAUGAGCAUCGAAAGGACUUGGACAAAAAUGGGAUUGUGACGCAGAACUACGAGCGAUGACAAACAGCUGUUAAUAAAGAUGACUGAGUACGUG